Closterium sp. Naga37s-1 is the source of this 450-nucleotide messenger RNA. The record is from the annotation of a GenBank genome assembly. Lineage: Eukaryota; Viridiplantae; Streptophyta; Zygnematophyceae; Desmidiales; Closteriaceae.
AUGUCUCAGCCGAUCAAGCACCUGAGUGCAAAGGAGGAGGAGAUGACGGUGGAGAUGUUGAGGAGAUCUUUCAAGAAAGGGAGCACGGCAGUCCGGUUGUUUCUGCAAGCCACACCCCCCUCCUCUCCGGACAACAAGCCUGCUGAUGUGCUCGGGAGGAUCAAGGAGCUGUGUGGCCUUGCUGCCAAUGAGGACGUCUUGCUUUUUGAGGAGAGGAACUCUGGCAUGGAUGUGGAGUCUAAGCCCGUUGAUAAGGCAUCCACCUUCGAAGGCAUGAAGUUGAAGGAGGCCGGCAUUCUGUGGGUGCAGAAGGCACUCAUAGCAGCAUAUAGGAGUAUAGUGAAGCACCCAGACGUGCCAUUGUUUCUCAAGUUCGUGCAGACCCAGCAGGUGGUGCACUUCCGACGCCUAGAGAAUCCCAGGGAAGAUGCGUUCUGCUUGCUGCUGUAA